This is a messenger RNA of Balaenoptera acutorostrata (minke whale), 1382 nucleotides long. It is a transcript of the gene LYPD6B, whose product is annotated as LY6/PLAUR domain containing 6B. The transcript is spliced from 7 exons. The record is from RefSeq and is a predicted model, not a curated record. Gene Ontology annotation, molecular function: acetylcholine receptor regulator activity. The coding region runs from base 341 to 850 and encodes 169 amino acids. NCBI's taxonomy places the organism in Eukaryota, Metazoa, Chordata, Mammalia, Artiodactyla, Balaenopteridae.
CCGGGAGCAGGGAGCCGGCUGGACGCGCGGACAGGCCCGGCGAGCGCGGCGGCGCUGCGCUCGACAUAAUCACCCACACAAAAGGAAGCCAAAUCCAGGGACUACAUGGUGUGACUGUGCGGCAGCUGCAGGACGUUGGCAAGUUUUCCUGGAUGUCCUGCAGGACCCAGUGAGCCCAGGCCCAGAGGAAUUCUGGUGACAGUGCGCUCUCAACUCUCCUUCAUGAACUACCAUUGCCAAAAGGUGUCCUUGAGUGAAGGUAGCAGGGAGUGAAAGAGGAGGAGAAAAGAAAAUUAAGAAAGGUAUAUGAGUUUUGGACUUUUCCACACCCAGGGUCAGAAUGCUGCUCCUCUGUCAUGCCCUCACUGUAGCUGUGGCCCAGACCUUUAUCUUCUCAGAAAACCGGGCAUUCGCCAAGAACAUCAACUUCUAUAACGUGCGGCCUCCUCUUGACCCAACACCAUUUCCAAACAGCUUCAAGUGUUUUACCUGUGAAAAUGCAGGGGAUAAUUAUAACUGCAAUCGAUGGGCGGAAGACAAAUGGUGCCCACAAAAUACACAGUACUGUUUGACAGUACAUCACUUUACCAGUCAUGGCAGGAGUACAUCCAUCACCAAAAAGUGUGCCUCCACAAGCGAAUGUCAUUUUGUUGGCUGCCACCACAGCCGAGAUUCUCAACACACGGAGUGCAGGUCUUGCUGUGAAGGGAUGAUCUGCAAUGUAGAGUUACCCACCAACCACACCAAUGCGGUCUUUGCUGUGAUGCAUGCUCAGAGGACGUCUGGCAGCUGUGCCCCUGCGCUUCACCUACUACUGCUGGCCUGGGCCUUCGUGCUGUUGUUGAUGUGAUACCACCAUUCCUGGGAGAGGCAGAGACCAGCCCUCUAAAGCACAAGCCAACAACUGUAUAAACAGUGAACUUUGGAGUGAAGACCAAUCUUGCACUUGGUGAGGAAUGCUCAUUGGACCCCAAAGCAGAAGCCAGUUGUUGCUUAGCUAAAAUGCUCCUGCACGAGGCCACUGAGGAAGGGGACUUGGCAGGGACUGAGGGAUUACGUGGAUUUUAUAUUUCUUGAUCAAAGGGGCUGCAUUUUGUCACUUCUGCAAGGAGAGUCUUGCCAGCAUCUACUACGGGCAGGUUCAGUAGCCUGUAUUGUCCCCACCUGACCAGGCCUGUAGCAGAAAGGACUCCUUGAGCUGAUCAACUCCUUCAGGGGCUGCUGGAUCAGACCCUCUCUUUUCCGUGAUCAGCUCAGAGCAUCUCUAUGAAAUAUAACCCUUCCCCAAUAAGAAAGCAAUUUCCCCGCCAACGGUGUAGCCAAUGAGAAGGGCAACUACAAGAAGAAAACUUCCAGUGGAACUAAUAUGAAACCCAUUUGCU